GCGGCGACGGCAGACGCGGAAGCAGCGCUGGAGUUGCGAUCAUUCCCACAGCAAGGGGCUGGUGUUUGGUGGACUGAGAGCAGGGGAACUAUCGGAGCUGCAGGCAUAGCGGUCAAAUGCAGCAAUGUGAACCCACAGCAAAACAACGGCCUGCAACCCGCAGGUUAAUGGGCCGACAGCCGUCCUUCGUCGCUUCCUCUGCACACGAUCUCGAUGCGAGGCAUUGGAAAUGGUGCGUGUGUACGACUGCCACCCGUUUCUCCUCCCAGCAGAUCGUCCCGGCCGAACACGAGCCGGACUCUGUCUGCUGCGGGAAAGACACUCUCUUCGUCUUCUCCUCUGGGUGUAAAGUGGCGACGUUCAGCGUUGCCCACAACGGAUGCGAGCCCAUCUGCACGUUCUCCACUCUCGGGAAAGUCCAGAAAAUCACAUACAGCGACAGAGGAAAUUACCUUGCGGCAAUUGAAGAGAACAACAAGGUCCUCUCUCUCCAUGUCUACUUGAAUUGGAGAAGAUGCCAGACGAGGGAGAUCUCACGAGUCAGCAUCCGGAUGGUGGGACACGCGCUGCACGCUCCAUUUAUCGGAGCUCCCAAGGAUCAAUUGGAAAUUAUAGAGGUGCCACUAUCAGAGCCUCCCGUCUCCAUUGCCUGUUGCCCGGUGAAGGGGGAUCUAAUAGUCGGAUGUCAAAAUAAGGUGGUGUUGUUCCGCUUGAAGGAAGGGCUAGCGGACGGCGAAAGCCCAGUGUUGGACUUUGAGCGAUUCCUCAUUGUGCAUGUCGCUCUGGAGCUGCUGGAAGUGGCCUUCUGCAAUGGCUGCUUGGCUCUGGUGUCAGACUUGGAGGUGCUGGUGUUGAAACUGCAGAAUGUCCAAGAUAUGGAGAGUGAGAGGCAGCCGCAGAUCCCUCCGAAAGCCUUGCCGCCCAACAAAGAAAUGUACGGAGAAGACAACAAACCUGCAGAAGCAGAUUCUCUGAGCCAAGGACAGGAUGACUUUGUCCUCUUUCAGGGCCCCUUGGAGCUACUUGGUGAAGAUGCGUCUGGAUCUGGAGUCAUAAUCAGCUUAGAGUGCACGGGGACAGAGGGUUUGAAUACUGAGCCACGGGAUUGCUUGCACUUCCAGCAGAUUCUGUACAGGCGUUUCACACCAGAUCUAUCCCAUAUUUACUUGGAGGAGAAAACUUCGCUGCACUCUCUACAGCUCCUCCCAAUAUUCGCGGCAGGGGACUCUGAAUCGAGCAGUUCCCCAGGGAGUAAGGAGAAACGAACAAUCAGCCUCUUCUGCUUCUUUUCAUUGCCGCACAAGGGCUACCUGUAUUCCGUGGGCAAUAUGGUGCAGGAGCUCUCUGCCUACAGUUACCCAGAGAAGGCCAAACAAGCGGUGCUGAGUUCCCAGCUGUUACACAUCAUUACCAGGAAUCACUUGCUGUGCUACAGUGUCAGAUGCAGUGCUGUAGCUGCUCGAGAUGUCGAUCCAGAGAUUGACACUAACAACAAGGCUUGUCCACCAUUCUUCCUGCCUGUGUGUGCCCUGCGUAUGCAACUCUUCAUCGGGCUGAGAGCUGUAUGUCAUUCCAGGAACCACUUGAUAUUGCUGGCCAAGGCCGAGGUCAAUGCUCCAGACAGGCAGACUGAAUCCAAAAAAGGAUUACCUCAAAGGUCAAGAACUGUUAAUAACGCACCUCCAGCUACCGCAAAUUCCGGGUGGAAUCUAUACUGCCUGCAAGUGAUUCCAACAGUUCACCUGUGCAGGGAGAUGGUGGAGUACAGCCUGAAGUACAAGACCUGCAGUCCGCAGAGUUAUGCCCACUUGCUGAGUGAGGCCCACCUCAUCCUAAAGGCUGCUAUUCUGGAUCCUGACCUGGGCCAGAGCGACAGCAAGGAAUUACUAUCAGCAUUCAGGGAGAACUGCCUGCAACUGGGCGACUGCUUCAGUCAGUUUGAGGUGGACGAUUUUCACUUCACUCUCCCCUACUAUAAGAUGUCAGGCAAAUCACUCAGUGACCUCAUCAGCCGAAUACCUUUAUGGGAAAAUGAACCUCAGAAAUUUGGAAAAGGAUUUAUGUACUUCUUAAAGCAUUUAGUCUAUGAAGAAAUUGAAGAUCCGCUUAGUGCAGAAAUGGCAAACCAGGUUUUGCAAGUGUUCAAGCUGACGGAACCAACUCAAAUUCCCCACGCCCUGUGCAGCCCCUGCAUGAGAAACGUGUGCCUGAGAACAGCCUGGGACCACCUGGAGAGACUGGACUCCAUCAGGCAGUCGCCCCUGGUGUCACUUACCAAAGCAACGGUGGCGCUAAGAAUUGAAGACCAGCACAAAUAUCACAAGGCCAUGAGGCAAUACCCAGAGAUGAGAUUGGUUAGCGGAUUUGUGGAAGAACCCAAUCUCGUGCGACAUCACGGCGUCGUGGCAACGGACUUGUCCCGAGAGCUGGAGAGAACGCAGCCGGGCCUCUUGGUGGUUGCGUUCGUAGCUCUACUGAAGAGUGACAAAAUCACCCUUGAGGAGGCUGACUUGUUCUUUAAGGGUCUCUGUGGUCGAGACAACAAAAUCGAUGAGGCAGAGACUCCACAGGUGCUGGUCGACUUCUGGGAAGCCACGUUGAUAUCCUUCACUGAGGAAGUAGUGAUCGAGCGUCUCCUGAUGAAACUGGUGUCGGUGUACCUCCAGAGGACAGCCCGGAAACUAAAUCCUGACCAGAAACCGCUCAAGACAGUGGAGGAACUGAUCAAUUCGUGUGGUCAUUUCAAGAAGAUUUAUCCAUGGAUCCACAUUAUCAAUGAAUCCAGUUCCCAACUACCUUCUGAAGAUCUGCAGAAAUUGCAGUCCAUUUUGUGCGGUUCUUCGAUCGACAUAACAUCAGUUCUUCAUCUUCUGCAACAACUCCCCGAUGACGAUGCUGCUGGUCUAAGUAUCCGUGCACUGUGUGACACCAGGCUGGGUAAAUGUGAGCAAGUAACUGACCUGCUGCUCGACAGAUGUCCAGAAGCACUUCUAUCAUUUGCUGCGUGUGAGAUGCAGCAGGGAAACCAGCCUCUAUGGUGGAAGAAGCUGUUGCCAGAACUUUGUGAAAGGACAAGAGGACCUGGAGGAGCGAAUCAAAUCCUGGUGUCUUCACUGCAAGAGACCCUGGCAGUGGUGGCUAGCGUUCUCCCUCCUCUGGAUUUCCUGAGGCUGCUGCCAGAUGACGGCACUGCAUCGUUUUUCCUACCUCACCUCCUGGAGUGCAGCAGGAAGAGUUCAAUCAGCUGACCCAUGGCCCGCGUAGGACAGGGCGAGGAUGUGCCGUGGUCUGACCUCGGCAGCUCUGGAAGGAAGGGCGUUAUUUUGCCUCAAGUCUGGCACUGGAGAUAACAGCAGGCUGGAGGGUGCAGACUAGAGCUGUGAAUAUCAGCCCAACACUAUCGCUGACAGACGUAGAAAGCCUCGCUGCAAACUUAGUCGUGUGAAGUUGCUGCCUUACUCCCUGAUCACAUCGCGUGUCGGAGUAGAAAUUCACACCAUCGUGGCAGUGUUCACAAUCUGCUCACUCACACUCUCUUGUGACAAUCCACGCUAUUCAAACAGCAGUAUUAAUGAACACUCCAGCAAGGAUCGAGUGCCAGUGGGUCAGAGAAUCUUUUGCAAAACUUUGCUGGAGUUUCUAUUUUUAGCCAAUCUGAAUGCUGAAUAUAUCGCCAAAUGCCACAUAGUGCCAUUGGCGGCACAGUGGCGCAGCUGGUAGAGCUGCUGCCUCACAGCACGAGAGACCCGGGUUCAAUCCUGACCUCGGGUGCCGUCUAUGUGGAGUUUGCACCUUCUCCCUAU
Molecule: messenger RNA, 3803 nt
Organism: Amblyraja radiata (thorny skate)
Lineage: Eukaryota; Metazoa; Chordata; Chondrichthyes; Rajiformes; Rajidae
Gene: hps3
Product: HPS3 biogenesis of lysosomal organelles complex 2 subunit 1
Exons: 18
Coding region: 117-3248 (1043 amino acids)
Biological process (GO): organelle organization
Cellular component (GO): cytoplasm
Source: RefSeq, a predicted model, not a curated record